This is a messenger RNA of Bactrocera tryoni, 1584 nucleotides long. RefSeq names its product transcription activator MSS11-like. The transcript has 4 exons. Lineage: Eukaryota; Metazoa; Arthropoda; Insecta; Diptera; Tephritidae. The coding region runs from base 1 to 1584 and encodes 527 amino acids. The record is from RefSeq and is a predicted model, not a curated record.
AUGGCAAUGCAACAUGCACAACUGCCCAACAUAGCAGGCGCUACGCCGCCGCACCAUCACCAUCAUCCCCUUCAGCAGCAGCAACAGCAGGCACAGCCACAAAAACAGCAGCCAACACAACCGAAAUCGCCGCAUAAACACCGUUUGGCCCAGCAAUCAGCACAAAUGCAAACAAAAUCCGCAGUAACUGUGCCGACGGCUGCAACAGCUGGUCACUAUCUACAACAACACGUGCAUCAGUAUCAGCCUACAGGCGCGGCGUAUGCGUCGGAUUACAGCAAUGAGAUUAGCGGUAGUGUGCGCAUGGGACCCGACGGCGAGGACAACAGCGGUGCUGAUGGCAGCAAGGAUCGUCAACAGCAUUUGUAUGCUGGGCAACAUAUGCAUCAGCAACAGCAGCAGCAGCAGCAGCAUCACCAUCAGCAACAACAACAGCGUGCGGCGGCGUUGCAAAAACGGCAUUCGGUGAUAUUGGAAAGAGCAUUCGAUUUUGAUGCUAGCUGUGAGGAAAGUGAUACCAUAAGCAGCACAUCCUCUACACCCACACCGGCUGAAUUGCCUACGUUGCCGCCGCAGCCACCGCCAAGCACCACGACCACUGUGCUAAAGCCAAUCCUAAAGAAACCAUCAACAGCUGCGCCACAAUAUCAACAAAUGCACACACAACAGCAACAGCAGCAACAACAGCAACAUCUGCAGCAUCAUCCAAGCCAGCAUCAACAGCAAAUGCAACUAAAUACAUUAAAGUCCACUGGGCCAAUACCGGCGAACAGCGCCACCGCCCAAACAAACGUCUGUUGCAAAGACCAAAUGCUGCCACAUCGCGCGCUCCCGCAGCCACCGAAAGGACGAGGCUUCGGCGCAUACCACACCAAAGAGGCCGUACUGCAGCGUGUGCAACAACAGAGCGGCCUACUUUCCGGCAGUCGCACAAAUCUCAACACGCUAAGUGGCAUGUUAGGAUCAGCGAUAAAUCUCGCCGGCAUCGGAGGCGGCCUCUGUGCGAACGCUAACUCGAGCAUUGGCAAUAAUGCGGCGACGGCGGCUGGUGCGCCCAUCGAGAUGGCGUGCGGAGGUGUUGUGGGCGAUUGUGUUGGCAACAAUAUGGGCGGUGAGUUGCGCUACAGCAACAGUAAUUACAACUUUGAUGCGACGACAGUCAAGCCAGCAGGCCCGGCUGACGUGGGCGCCGAGCUUCAAAUGACAUUGGUGGGGGGUACGCCAGCUUGUUGUGCGGCGGCCAAUACGGCGGCGCCGCCCACCACCAUCGCCAACACCAACACGGGCAACACUGCCGCUAAUGUAACCAAUAACUUGUUGUACAUGGACCUGCAUACGGCACAUCCGGCACACCCGAAAAGUUCGACGUCAGUAAAUAAAUUCAGCGAUCUAUUAAAUGCUGCCAGCGCCAGUUUUGUCAACGCCGUCGCAGCGCCGGCUAUUAGCGCAAACGCCAACAACAGCAACAGCAAUCAUAACGGUGCCAUAGCUGCUGCGGUCGCAUUGGGCAACACUGGACGCAGUAGUGCCAGCGCAAACGAGUAUUUAAAACAGGAUAUCAUUUACAUGGACUCUUUCAAUUAA